CGCUGAGCAGGCGCCGGCUGCAGAGGAGGAUGCCUCCCUUCCACGUGCUCACCUUCGGCUUCUUAGCCCUGUGGCAAGUCGGCGGCCGAGCCCAGGAGCCCGAGUUCAGCUACGGCUGCGCGGAGGGCAGCUGCUACCCGGCCACUGGCGACCUGCUGAUCGGCCGGGCCCAGAGACUGUCCGUCACCUCCACGUGCGGCCUGCGCCAGCCGGAGCCCUACUGCAUCGUUAGCCACCUCCAGGAGGACAAGAAGUGCUUCGUCUGCAAUUCCCAGAAACCCUAUCAUGACACCCUCAAUCCCGACAGCCAUCUCAUCGAAAACGUGGUCACCACCUUUGCGCCAAAUCGGCUCAAGAUUUGGUGGCAGUCGGAAAAUGGUUUGGAGAAUGUAACCAUUCAGCUGGACCUUGAAGCCGAAUUCCAUUUCACUCACCUCAUAAUGACCUUCAAGACAUUCCGCCCGGCGGCCAUGCUGAUCGAGAGGUCGUCCGACUUCGGGGAGACCUGGGAGGUGUACCGGUACUUCGCUUACGACUGUGAGAGCUCCUUCCCUGGCGUGUCCACGGGCCCGAUGAAGAAGGUGGACGACAUCAUCUGCGAUAACCGGUAUUCCGACAUCGAACCUUCAACCGAGGGAGAGGUGAUUUUCCGGGCGUUAGAUCCGGCUUUCCGAAUAGAGGAUCCUUACAGUCCAAGGAUUCAGAAUCUGCUGAAAAUCACCAACUUGAGAAUCAAGUUCGUCAAGCUGCACACCUUGGGUGACAACCUCUUGGACUCCAGAAUGGAGAUUCGGGAAAAAUACUAUUACGCAAUUUAUGACAUGGUAGUUCGAGGCAACUGUUUCUGUUACGGCCAUGCUGGGGAGUGCGCCCCAGUGGACGACGCCACGGAAGAUGUCGAAGGAAUGGUCCACGGACACUGCAUGUGUAAGCACAAUACCAAGGGCUUAAACUGUGAGCUCUGCCUGGACUUCCACCACGAUCUGCCCUGGCGGCCCGCGGAAGGCCGCAACAGCAACGCCUGCAAGAAGUGUAACUGCAACGAACACUCGGGCACGUGCCACUUUGAUAUGGCCGUAUACGUGGCGACGGGUAACGUCAGCGGAGGAGUGUGCGACGACUGCCAACAUAACACCAUGGGUCGCAACUGUGAGCGGUGCAAGCCCUUUUACUACCAGCAUCCGGAGAGGGAUAUCCGGGACCCCAACAUCUGUGAACAGUGUAGCUGUGACCCGGCCGGCUCCCAGAACGAAGGGAUUUGUGACGGCUACACCGACUUUGCCGCCGGCCUCAUCGCCGGUCAGUGUCGGUGUAAGCUGUACGUUGAAGGAGAGCGCUGUGACGCUUGCAAAGAAGGCUUUUACGGCCUAAGCCCCGACGAUCCAGUUGGCUGUCAGCCGUGUUCCUGCAACCCCCUGGGAACGGUUCCCGGUGGGAAUCCCUGUGACUCGGAGACAGGACACUGCUACUGCAAGCGUCUCGUACACGGACAGCUCUGUGACCAGUGCCUGCCCGAGCACUGGGGCUUGAGUAACGACCUAGAUGGAUGUCGAGCAUGCGACUGUGACUUGGGAGGAGCGCUCGGCAACAACUGCUCGGCCCAGACGGGCCAGUGUCUGUGCAGGCCUCAUAUGAUCGGACGCCAGUGUGACCACGUGGAGUCUGGCUUCUACUUCAGCAUGCUGGACCAUUACAUCUACGAGGCGGAGGAAGCCCACUUGGGCCCGGGAGUCAGUCUGGUGGAGCGGGAAUACGUGCAGGAACGGAUUCCAUCCUGGACCGGCUCGGGGUUCGUCAGAGUCCCCGAAGGCGCCUACCUGGAGUUUUUCAUCGACAACAUUCCCUACUCCAUGGAAUACGACGUGCUCAUCCGCUAUGAGCCUCAGUUGCCGGACCGCUGGGAGAAGGCCGUCAUCACCGUCCAGCGAGCUGGAAAGAUCCCUACCAGCAGCCGGUGCGGGAACACCGUUCCCGAUGAUGACAAUCAAGUGGUGUCGCUCUCGCCGGGGUCCAGGUACGUGGUCCUCCCGCGGCCCGUGUGCUUUGAAAAGGGUCUGAAUUACACCGUGCGGCUGGAACUGCCUCAGUACGCGUCGCUGGAGGGUGGCAUCCAGAGCCCCUACACGCUCAUUGACUCACUUGUGCUGAUGCCCUACUGUAAAUCGCUGGAUAUUUUCACCGUUGGAGGCUCAGGUGAUGGAGCGGUAACCAACAGUGCCUGGGAAACCUUCCAAAGAUACCGAUGUUUGGAGAACAGCAGGAGCGUUGUGAAGACCCCUAUGACGGACGUGUGCCGGAACAUUAUUUUUAGCAUUUCCGCGCUCCUGCACCAGGCAGGUUUGGCUUGCCAGUGUGACCCACAAGGGUCUCUGAGUUCCGUCUGUGACCCCAACGGAGGGCAGUGCCAAUGCCGGCCCAACGUAGUUGGCCGAACCUGCGACCGGUGUGCCCCUGGCACUUUUGGCUUUGGCCCGAACGGAUGCAGACCUUGUGAAUGCCACGGGCAAGGGGCCGUCAAUGCGUUCUGUGACCCCGUCACCGGCCAGUGCCCUUGCUUCCAUGGCAUCUACGGGCGCCAGUGCGACCGCUGUCUGCCCGGCUUCUGGGGGUUCCCGAGCUGCCAGCCCUGUCAGUGUAACGGGCACGCCGACGACUGCGACCCCGCCUCGGGCGAGUGCCUGGGCUGCCUGGACUAUACCACCGGACACAACUGCGAUCGGUGUCUGUCGGGUUACUACGGAGACCCCGUCAUCGGCUCGGGGGGUCACUGCCGGCCGUGCCCGUGCCCGGACGGCCCCGAGAGCGGGCGGCAGUUCUCCAGCGGCUGCUACCAAGAUCCCGUGAGCUUGCAGCUCGUGUGCGUCUGCAAUCCCGGUUACAUAGGAGCCAGGUGUGACGAAUGCGCCUCCGGCUUCUUCGGCAACCCGGGAGACGUCCGCGGCCGGUGCCAGGAAUGCCGCUGCAACUCCAACGUCGACACGGCCGACCCAGGGGCCUGCGAUCGGCAGACGGGACGCUGUCUGAAGUGCCUGUUCCACACUGAGGGCGAGAGUUGCCACCUCUGCAAAUUCGGAUACUACGGAGAUGCCCUCCAGCAGGACUGUAGAAAGUGUGUGUGCAACUCCCUGGGGACCGCCCAGGAGCACUGCGAAGGAGAGGACUGUCAGUGUGACGCCCAAACUGGCCAGUGCCCGUGUCUUCCCAACGUGACGGGCCAGAACUGUGACCAGUGCUCCCCAAACACCUGGAACCUGGCCAACGGCACGGGCUGUGAGCUCUGCGCCUGUGACCCUGCCCAUUCCUUCAGCCCGUCCUGCAACCAGUUCACAGGGCAGUGCCAGUGUGCGCCAGGGUUCGGAGGGCGGACGUGCAGCGAGUGCCAAGAGCUGUUCUGGGGAGACCCGAACGUGGAGUGCCGAGCCUGUGACUGUGACCCGAGAGGCACGGAGACGCCCCAGUGUGACCCGGCCACCGGCCAGUGCGCCUGCCGGGCCGGGGUGGAGGGGCCGCGCUGCGACCGGUGCACCCGCGGCUACUCGGGGCUCUUCCCCGACUGCGCCGCCUGCCACCGGUGCUUUGCCCUGUGGGACGCCGUCGUCACCGAGCUCACCAACCGGACGCAGCGCUUCCUGGACGGGGCCAAGGCCCUGAGGGUCAGCGGGGCCGUCGGGCCCUACCGAGACACGGUGGACGCGGUGGAGCGGACCAUCGGCGAGGUCCGGGACAUCCUGGCCCACAGCCCCGCCGCGGAGCCGCUCGGGAACAUCGGGGAGCUCUUCGAGGAGGCCGAGAAGUUGACCCGAGAUGUCGCGGAGAAGGUGGCCGAGGCGGAGGUCCAGCUGUCCGAGGUGGCCUCCGGCGGCAACCGCACGCGGGACCGGCUCGACUCCCUCCAGACGGACUCGCGGAGCCUGGGCCGCGCCGUGAAGGAGCUGGCGGAACACCUGGAAUUCAUCAAGAACUCAGACAUCCAGGGAGCCCUGGAGAGCAUCACCAAGUAUUUCCAGGCGUCGCUGGAGGCCGAGGAGAGGGUGAACGCGUCCACCGCGGACGCCGCCGGCCCGGUGGCGCGGUCCACCCUGACGCGGGAGCGGGUGGAGAGGCUUCUGGAGGCGGAGGAGGACCGGUUCCGGCGGCAGCAGGAGGAGCAGUCGCGUCUCCUGGACGAGCUGGCCGGGCGGCUCCAGAGCCUGGACCUGGCCGCUGUGGCGAGCAAGACCUGCGGGACGCCCCCGGGGGCCUCCUGCUUGGAAACGGAGUGCGGCGGCCUGGGCUGCCGGACGGACGACGGGGAGAAGAAGUGCGGCGGCCCGGGCUGCGACGGGCUGGCCACGGCGGCCCACGCCGCCUGGCAGAAGGCCGCGGACUUCGACAGGGACGUGGUCGGCGCCCUGGCCGAGGUGGAGCAGCUGUCCAAGAUGGUGGCGGAGGCCAAGGCGAGAGCGGACGAGGCCAAGGACAGCGCGCAGCAGGUGCUGCGGAGGGCCGGCGCCACCCGGGAGCGGCUCGACCGCAGCAACCAGGAGCUGAGGGAUCUCAUCGGCCAGAUCCGGAACUUCCUCACGCAGGACGGCGCGGACCUGGACAGCAUCGAGGCCGUGGCGGCCGAAGUGCUGCGGAUGGAGCUGCCCAGCUCCCCCGAGCAGCUGGGGAACCUGACGCAGGAGAUUCGGGCCCGGGUGAACAGCCUGUCGCAGGUGGAGGCCAUCCUGGAGCAGAGCGCCGCCGACAUCGCCCGGGCCGGGGCCCUGCUGGACCAGGCCAAGACAGCCAGCCAAAGCGCCGCCGCCGUGAAAGUCACCGCGGACGCCGUCAAGGAGGCCCUGGAGGAGGCGGAGAAGGCGCAGGUUGCGGCCGAGAGGGCCAUCAAGCAGGCGGGCGAGGACAUUCAAGGGACCCAGGACCUGCUGACCUCUAUCGAGUCGGAGACGGCGUCCUCGGAGGAGUUGCUGACCUCGGCCUCGCUGCGCCUCGAUGAGCUGGAGCAGAGCGUGGGGCAGCUGCAGCGGCGGACGGAGCUGAACUCUCAGGAGGCCCAGCACGUGCAGACCGUGGUGGAAAAGCUGAGCGGCGACGUGGAGGCCGUCAAGGAGGCUCUCGCCGGCGACUUGGAGGAGAAGUACCAGAGGGUGGAAAACCUGAUCGCCCAAAAAGCCGAGGAGUCGGCCGAGGCGCGGAGGAAGGCCGGCCUGCUGCAGACCGAGGCCCGGGCGCUGCUGGCCGACGCCAACAGAAAGCUGCAGCUACUGAAAGACCUUGAGGGCAAGUAUGAAAGCAAUCAGAGCCAGCUGGAAGCCAAGGCCCGCGAGCUGGGCCGGCUGGAGGAGGAGGCGCGGGCCCUCCUCCGGGACAUCAGUCAGAAGGUGGCCGUGUACAGCACCUGCCUGUGACGGCCGGACGCUCACCCCAUCACCCCUGCCUGCUCUUGACAAUCGCUCUGUAAAGUUGCCAUUGGCAAAUUAAAGACCGGUGCCCGCGUGCCCCUGGCUCACGGGGUUUCUCAAA
This is a messenger RNA of Tachyglossus aculeatus (Australian echidna), 5505 nucleotides long. RefSeq names its product laminin subunit beta 1 (gene LAMB1). The transcript has 33 exons. The record is from RefSeq and is a predicted model, not a curated record. Gene Ontology annotation, biological process: axon guidance. Lineage: Eukaryota; Metazoa; Chordata; Mammalia; Monotremata; Tachyglossidae. The coding region runs from base 30 to 5390 and encodes 1786 amino acids. Gene Ontology annotation, molecular function: extracellular matrix structural constituent. Gene Ontology annotation, cellular component: basement membrane.